GCUCAGAGCGCAGCGUCUGCGCGGACGCAUCGACGCAGUAUGUCGCCGGCAGCUUCGUUCUCCCAGCGAUGGGCCCGCGACAACCUCACUCGCGCCGCCUCGCCAGAUGAACUAGCCACGUUGGACUUAUUCUUGACCACCUGCAGCGGGGAUGAAGGCGAGGCCGCUAAACGCGCCAGGCGGUAUUAUGUGGCCAGAGGCCCGGGUGGGCUCACUGAGUUGUGGCACAAACGACAUCCGGACGACGAGGAUAUUCUCUCCAGCUGUCAAGAUGCCUACAUCGUGCCCCUCCGAGCGCGCAGCGUCGGCGGACGACGUAUGACAUUGGUGCGGUUACCAGCACCAACUGCUCUAGACAGGCCUCUCUCAGCGAGGGCGUUGCUGGCCCGCUGGCUUAUGGUAUUAGAUAUACGGUUACGGGAGGAUCCAACUCCUGGAGAAGAAGUGGUGUUCAUAGAUGUUAGUGACUUACAGCCGGCUCAUAUCAAGAAUCAUUUCAAAGGCACCUACUGGAAGGACUUCAUUUGGUGUAUGAAGUCAGCCUACCCCACCCGCUUCUCCGAGGUCCACGUGAUCAACACCCAGCGCCUAAAGACCAUGUCGCUCCUGCUGCUGCAUCUGGGCCUGUACCCCUGGCGACGCAAAGUGGUCCAGAUACACUCCGGCGACGAGCAGAUCAACACGGCCAUGGGUGUAGACUACUUCCCUGUCGAAGGGCUGCCUUAUGAGUAUGGCGGGAAGGCGGGAGCCAUGAAGGAUCUAAAUGAUGAAUGGACCAAGAAGCUUCUUUCCAACUCCAAAUGGCUACAAUCUCAAGAACGGAAAUACUAUGACACAGUCUUAAAGCCCGAAACACGUGCACGAACACGGCACAAGAGCGCUGUGCGAGUACGCGGUAACAUAGGAUCUUACGACAUGAUCACACGCACACACUCCUGCCGAUCCUUGCACCGACAUGACGACUUGGAUGAGGGGACCUAUGGAGCCUAUCGGACCUUGAGAAUAAGAACUGAUAAGGAUUUCAAUGUGUGAUAUAGUUUUUUUAAUUGGCUAAUUUAAAGGAUAUUAAAUCCAAUUGAGGCUUAUUGGCACUAAAGACAGGAACUAAGUGACAUAGACGUAACUGCCCGCGUAGCCAACAUGCCAAUAGUUAACGCUCCGUAGCGUAGCGUAGUUGUCUCUCUCUAUGACUCUUCUAUAGUGCGACAGUGACAGUUGUGUUUCGUUCGCUACGGAGCGUUAACGACUGGAAUGUUGGCUACGCAGGCAGAUGACUGGGAGAGUGUCUCUAAUGAGGUAACCGAAAUGUAAAUAUAAAUUUAUAAUAUUCCUUAGAUUGUUUACUGGCUACUAUUAUUUUGAUGUGUCUCAUUAUUAUUUAUAUUUUUACGAAAAAUGACAAUUCCAAUUAAUUUUUACGACUGCGGCUACCAGUAUUCCAUUCUUAACCGCCGUUGAUAUAUAAGACGUACAAUAUCCAACUCAUUUCGCCGCAAUGCAAAACUUCGUGUAACUUCGUACCGGCGGCGACACGAGCACCCUCGAUGAUCAUUUUUAAGUGGUUAAAAGGUUAGUUAUCAAUUUACCCCCUUAUUCAUAAACGUCUACUAAAGUUGACAAGCCGCUAAUAAUCGUAAGCCGUUAAUUCCGACGUAUUGAUAUGAUGGAAAGGGACAAACGAUUAUUAGCGGCUUGUCAACUUUAGUAGACGUUUAUGAAUAAGGGGUAUAUCUUUAUACUCGUAAUUAUGUAUUUAUAAUUAAAUUCCUAUAAUUAAAUAUUUAUAUGUGGUGGUACAAUUAUCUAAGUACCUUAACAUAUUGAAUUACAAAUUAAUAUAAAGUGAUAAUAAAUAUUGAAAUAGCCGCAGUUUAAUUAGGUAAGUUACUACGUAUAUUACGACAUCUUUCACGGGUAUUACAUGCAUCAUACGUGUAUACUUACGAAAUAAUACAGAGUUUUCUGUUCUUUGUAUAAGUAGUUAGAUUUUUUAAGAUGUUCGAAUGUUAUGAAAACUUGUAAGUUAAAUUUAGACACCAAUGUAUACUUUACAAGCAGUAAACAAUAUUUUACGAACUAGUGCGAAUUGAAGCCCGAAGCCCAAGGCGAGGGCUUAGUUCACAAGAGUUCAUAAUGCUUGUACCACCCGUGGCACAUAUUUUUCAUUAUUCUUGUGAGGAAAAGAGUAAAUACAAAUUUAGGAUUUACAGACCGCAUCGCCUACGUGUAAUGAUCAUAUUACGAGCAAGUGUGAUAAACAUAAAUCGCACUCAAGGGGCAUUUUGCGGGCUCAUCAGUUAAUAACGUUUGCAAAUAAAUCAAUAAAUUUUCGAGUUGUCAGAAUAAAGUAUUUGUAACCUGGUAUUUAAUCAUAACACAUGAUUACGUCAAAUGAUGAUUCCUAUGACAGUUCCUUCAAGUCUCUCUUGGUUGAAUUUAAUUUAAAAAAAUAUGUAUGAAAUAUGUUUUAACCGUAUUUUUAUUUCUUAAAAGUUACAUGCUAAGUAAAUUAGUAUGCUAAACUUCAAAAAAAUGUCUACAUAGGUACAUUUACGCGACAGCCACUCCAUAUAAAAAUCAUUUAUCAUAGAGACCGUCAUAUGACGCGAGAAGGAUAACAAAACAUGGGUCAUUAUCAUUAAAUACUAGGUUACAAAUACGAAGUACAAAUACCUUAUUCUGAACUCGUUUUUUUUUAUUUGCAGAAUUUACUAACUGACGUGCCCGCGAAAUGCCUCCUCGACUCCGAUAUGUAUGGUGAUGAAAAUUGACAUUUGAUAUUAAAGAUAAACAUACUCAUUCUUAUCUUUAUAGUCAGAGGGUAAUAAAACCAAUAUAUAUGUACGCAUAUAAAGACCAUUAUAAUGUGAUAUCAGGUAAUGAUUUCAUAGAUUAAUUUAAUAUAUUUCCACGUUAUAAGUAGUAACAAUUUCAAGAUAAUUGAAAAAAAUAUAUAUAUGCUCUCAUUUUUAGAAAGAAACAUUGUGAUAUUUGUUUCAUUUAUAUGCAAUAUUUAUCGCGUUUAUAUUUUAUUACAUGAACGUCGCCAUCAGAUAUAUCGGAGCGGCCAAAGUGUUCACAAAUAUCUCAACAAAACCUCUAUUAUCAAGACGUUUAAGUGCAUAGUUAGAUAUUUUUGAGCAUUUUAGAGGCACCGAUAUAUCUAAAUGGUGACUGACAUUGUUUUUAUUUUACCUUAAAAGCAGCCAAAUAACACUCGAUCCUACUCA
Cydia pomonella (codling moth) is the source of this 3230-nucleotide messenger RNA. RefSeq lists its product as uncharacterized. The coding region runs from base 40 to 1032 and encodes 330 amino acids. NCBI's taxonomy places the organism in Eukaryota, Metazoa, Arthropoda, Insecta, Lepidoptera, Tortricidae. The record is from RefSeq and is a predicted model, not a curated record. Gene Ontology annotation, cellular component: membrane. The transcript has 6 exons. Gene Ontology annotation, molecular function: phosphatidylinositol bisphosphate binding.